Lampris incognitus (smalleye Pacific opah) is the source of this 3248-nucleotide messenger RNA. Its product is annotated as kinesin-like protein KIF23. The record is from RefSeq and is a predicted model, not a curated record. Gene Ontology annotation, cellular component: nucleus; microtubule; kinesin complex. The transcript is spliced from 23 exons. Bases 1 to 2625 code for a protein of 874 amino acids. NCBI's taxonomy places the organism in Eukaryota, Metazoa, Chordata, Actinopteri, Lampriformes, Lampridae. Gene Ontology annotation, biological process: microtubule-based movement. Gene Ontology annotation, molecular function: ATP hydrolysis activity; microtubule motor activity; microtubule binding.
AUGCUAAAACCAGGCAAGGUCAAAACCCCCCGGAGACCUGGCCCAAAGAAAACAUCCAACACAGAGAUGGAUCCUGUUGGAGUAUACUGUCGUAUACGUCCCCUGGGACCAGAAGAUGGGGAGUGUUGCGUUGAGAUGAUCAGCAACACUACUAUUCAACUGCAUGCUCCUGAUGGCCUCAAAGCCAAUCGCAAUGGGGAAUACAAAGAGACACAAUACACUUUCAAAAAAGUGUUUGGAAUUAAAACCUCUCAAAUAGAGCUGUUUGAGGAUGUUGCCAGGCCACUAGUUGAAGACCUCAUUCAUUGUAAAAAUGGUCUGCUCUUUACAUAUGGCGUUACGGGAAGUGGUAAAACCUACACUAUGACCGGCUGCCUUGGUGAGGGUGGACUUCUCCCUCGUUGCCUAGACAUUCUCUUCAACAGCGUUGGCCCUUAUCAAGCCAAGAGAUUUGUAUUCAAAACUGAUGACAAAAAUGGGAUGGAGAUCCAAGGCCAAAUCGAUGCCCUUCUGGAAAGGCAGAAGAAAGAGAGCCAGCAGACUGUGCCCAAAACUCCCUCCUCAAGACAGAAAGCUGACCCAGAGUUUGCAGACAUGAUCAGUCCAAAGGAGUAUAAAUCUCAGAGUGUGGAUGAGGACAGCAGUUACAGUGUCUUUGUGUCUUACAUUGAGAUCUACAACAACUAUAUCUAUGAUCUCCUGGAGGAUGCUCCAAACUCUGAUCCCAUCAGACCAAAGUGGCUUGGUGGAGGCACACCUGUUCGGAACUCUGAGUUUGUACCACCUCAGUCAAAGAUUUUGCGUGAAGAUCAGAACCACAACAUGUAUGUCGCUGGCUGCACGGAGGUAGAGGUGAAGUCCAAGGAGGAGGCUUUUGAAGUCUUUUGGAAGGGUCAAAAGAAAAGACGGAUAGCCAAUACUCAACUCAACCGCGAGUCCAGUCGCUCCCACAGUGUGUUCAUAGUCAAAUUAGCACAGGCACCACUUGAUGCUGAUGGGGACCACAUUCUACAGGUAUUGCAGGAUAAAAACCAGGUGAAUGUUAGCCAGCUGUGUCUUGUGGACCUGGCAGGCAGUGAGCGCACCAGCAGAACCAGAGCAGAGGGUUGCCGCCUCCGUGAAGCAGGCAACAUUAAUCAGUCUUUGAUGACACUACGCACAUGUAUAGAAGUCCUACGAGAAAAUCAGUUGUUUGGAACAAAGAAGAUGGUGCCAUACAGGGACUCAAAAGUAACACAUCUGUUCAAAAAUUAUUUCGAUGGGGAGGGAAAAGUCAGGAUGAUUUUGUGUCUCAACCCUAAAGCUGACGAUUAUGAAGAAACAAUGUUGGUGUUGCGGUUUGCAGAAAUGACCCAGGAGGUGGAGGUGGCUCGACCGGUAGACCGGCCCAUCUGCGCCCUUGCAGCAGGGCGCAGACACAGGAACCAGGCUUUCAGAGAAGAGCUGUCACACCGACUGAAAGAGCAAGGAAGCACCAGUAAUACUACACUGCUAAAUCAGCUUAUUGACACCCUUCCACCCCUGCCUCCCUGUGAGCUGGUGGACCCAGCAGAUGAUCAGACACUGCCCCAUCUUAUUGAAGUUUUGGAGAGGAGACGACACAUUCGCCAGCUGAUGACUGAGCAAUACAACAAAACUGCCAACACACUAAAGUCUGCGUUGCAGGAGAUGGACAACCAUCUCACGGCCAAGGAGAACUUUAUUCAUGAUCAGAGAAGCAAGCUGGGUGAGAGAGAGAGACUCAUCGCCCACCAGAAGACUGAGAUUGACAAACUGGAGAAGAAGUCCAAAAUGCUGGAAUACAAGAUUGAGAUCCUGCAGAAGACCACCAACAUCUAUGAGGAAGACAAGCGUUCUCUUCAGCAGGAGCUGGAGACCCAGGAGCAAAGGCUGCAGAGGGAGCUGUCAGAGAGGAGACGCAUGGAACAACGAAUGAAGGGCAUGGUUUCUGAUACCAAAAUUAAGUGGGAGAAGGAGUGUGAGAGAAGAGUAAAUGCCAAGCAACUGGAGAUGCAGAACAAGCUUUGGGUGAAGGAUGAGAAGCUAAAGCAGCUCAAGGCCAUUGUAACGGAGAGCUCUAGCGCAUGUCCCAUUGAGCAGUCAGACAAACCCCAGAAGCCUUCAACAAGAGAAAGAGAUCGCCCUGCUCCCCAGAAGAGGUCUGCCUCACCCUCAGCAAUACCUACAGCCCCACCAGUUCAUCCACGACACAGACGCUCAUAUUCUGCCGGUGGGGAGAAAUGGAUAGACCAUAAACCAUCUUCUAAUUUGGACCUGGGCACUGUCAUGCAGCCAAUCAUACCAAAUGCAAUCAAGGUGUCGGCUCCCAGUGAGAAAGUUCUGUCUAAAUGCCACAAAUAUGUGCUCACACAUCAGGAGCUUGCUUCUGAUGGGGAGAUCGAGACCAAGCUGAUCAAGGGUGAGGUGUUCAAAACAAGAGGUGGUGGACAAGCUGUACAGUUUACAGAUAUUGAAACACUGAAACAAGAGUGUCCUAUUGCCCCAAGUCGCAAGAGGAGAUCAGGGUCAGGCGGUGGGCAUGAUCAAAUGGAUGACAUAGAGAACAGGGCUCCGGUGUCAAAUGCAGUUUCUGGAAAUGGCUAUCAAAAACGCAGAAAGCCUUAAGUCAUUGGACUUCGCAUUGGACCAUUGAAGCAAACCUUUUUUAUGCAUAUUGAAAGGCAGACGUUUUGUACUAUAUAUAUAUAUAUAUAUAUAUAUAAUAUAUAUAUUUUUAGAAAGAAGGUUAGUUGGCAUUGCAUAGUGAAGAAAUCAAAGCAAAAACUAGAUUAUUUAAAUAUCAUUUAGCUGAAAUUAGCUUACCUUUUUUCUUGACAUGCCAUUAUUGCUAGACUUUUUAUAGAUGUGCAUAUAUUCAGGGCUUGGUAAUAACUGGUGAAUUACCCAUUUUUGCUUAUUUUAAUACCCACCCCAAAGAUUAUUUACAAUGUUAAAAUGUGGUUUUCUCAAGCUAUCCCUUUUUGCUUUGGGUUUUUUGAAUCUGUCAAAGGAAUUCACUAACUAUCCUAGCAAGAGUGUGAUGUAUAAAUGUAUGUGCUGCAAUAUAGCUGCAGUCUCACCUUUUUGAGUUUGCCUUUAGAGUUUGUGUUGGGCAUGCAAAUACUUAAGCACAAUGUGUAUGUUCAGUUAGUAGAUAAAGGCGACUUGAACUAUUGACAUAUGCAUUGUGAUUCACUAGUUCCUUUAAACACAGAAGAGAAACAGGUCCCAAUCUUCAACCAGCCUCC